AUUGUUACUAUUUUUUUCAGUUUGUAGAAAUAAUAGAAGGGGGGCUGGAAGAUAACGAGUACGUGUCAUUACUGUCCUGGGUCCUCAACGUGUAUGGUGGGAAGGAGCUGAUGGGUUACCCGUCGCUUAACAUCAACGUGGUCAAGCUUGGACCGCUUCUGGAUAAUAAGACACUGGAAGAUCUUAUAUCCAAGUAUCUCGAGAAUGUAAAUAACAAUUAUGAUUCCUGGAUGAGUAAGGCUUUAGAAAUUGAGGAGAAAGAAUGGUAUCGUUCUGAACCCCCACAACAAGAUGCUGACUCACACUACAAGACAGAACUUCCACAACUAAUACAUGACAUGAUACGUCAAAACCUUGAUGUAGCUGCGACCAUCAGCUCAGAGGUGCAAGUUCAGGUGUUGAUAUCAAGCUUAGAACAAGUACGACUAUUUGCUAUAAAAUUUCAAGCUGCCGUGACUCGUUAUAGGACACUUACUACGCUGACAGAUCACAGGUAAAUCACCCCACCCUCUUACCC
Homarus americanus (American lobster) is the source of this 517-nucleotide messenger RNA. RefSeq names its product exocyst complex component 3-like. The record is from RefSeq and is a predicted model, not a curated record. Bases 111 to 497 code for a protein of 128 amino acids. Gene Ontology annotation, cellular component: exocyst. The transcript has 3 exons. Lineage: Eukaryota; Metazoa; Arthropoda; Malacostraca; Decapoda; Nephropidae. Gene Ontology annotation, biological process: exocytosis; exocyst localization. Gene Ontology annotation, molecular function: SNARE binding.